Girardinichthys multiradiatus is the source of this 943-nucleotide messenger RNA. It is a transcript of the gene u2af1, whose product is annotated as U2 small nuclear RNA auxiliary factor 1. The transcript has 8 exons. Gene Ontology annotation, cellular component: U2AF complex; spliceosomal complex. Gene Ontology annotation, molecular function: metal ion binding; pre-mRNA 3'-splice site binding. Lineage: Eukaryota; Metazoa; Chordata; Actinopteri; Cyprinodontiformes; Goodeidae. The record is from RefSeq and is a predicted model, not a curated record. The coding region runs from base 105 to 791 and encodes 228 amino acids. Gene Ontology annotation, biological process: mRNA splicing, via spliceosome.
UUGGAAAAGCAAAUGUUUGCAGCGAAUUUGCUUUUAUUGUGAAGGAAGCGGACCGGAAGUGUACCAGUUGAUGUCGCCUGUUUUGAAUAUCCAGGCGAGCCAAGAUGGCAGAGUACCUGGCAUCCAUUUUCGGGACAGAGAAAGAUAAAGUCAAUUGCUCUUUUUACUUUAAAAUUGGUGCCUGCCGACAUGGAGACCGCUGCUCCAGAUUACACAACAAGCCAACAUUUAGCCAGACAAUUGCCCUGCUGAAUAUUUACAGGAACCCUCAGAACAGCGCUCAGUCUCUGGAUGGUCUGACCUGUACCGUCAGCGACAUGGAGAUGCAGGAGCACUAUGAUGAAUUCUUUGAGGAAGUCUUCACAGAGAUGGAAGAAAAGUAUGGAGAAGUGGAGGAAAUGAACGUGUGUGACAACCUUGGGGACCACCUCGUAGGAAAUGUUUACGUGAAGUUCCGUAAUGAGGAGGAUGCUGAGAAGGCGGUGAUAGACCUGAACAACCGCUGGUUUAACGGGCAGCCCAUCCAUGCGGAGCUCUCUCCUGUCACAGACUUCAGAGAGGCCUGCUGUCGCCAGUAUGAGAUGGGGGAAUGCACUCGUGGAGGUUUCUGUAACUUCAUGCAUCUGAAACCCAUCUCACGUGAACUCAGGAGAGAGCUCUAUGGACGUCGCAGGAAGGGCCGUCACAGGUCUCGGUCCCGAUCCAGAGACCGGGACAGAGGUCGAGGGGGCGGAGGCCGCAACCACGAGAGGCGCCGGUCCAGAGACAGAGAGCGUUCAGGAAGAUUCUGAGCAUUGACCACUCACCUCUCCAUCCCUGAAUCCAUCACUGUGUUGAUUUUUUUUAGUUUACCCUGCCUCAUUUGGAUUUACUGCUAGGCAGCAAGUUUUGACGAGUUGUGAAACUAACUUUCACCUCAUUAAAUUUCAAGUUUCUACUCAAA